Molecule: messenger RNA, 449 nt
Organism: Austrofundulus limnaeus
Lineage: Eukaryota; Metazoa; Chordata; Actinopteri; Cyprinodontiformes; Rivulidae
Gene: dmac2l
Product: distal membrane arm assembly component 2 like
Source: RefSeq, a predicted model, not a curated record
AUGGCCUGAAAUAUGUGGAAGAGAUCAAACUGAAGAAGUGUGUUUACAUUGAGGACGCCUGUAUGGAGAGGCUGAGCUCAGUGGAGUCUCUGCAGCAGAGCCUCUACAUGAUGGAGGUGGUGUCAUGUGGAAACGUGACGGAUAAAGGGAUCAUUUCUCUGCACAGACUCAGAAACCUGGAGUAUCUGUUCCUCAGCGAUCUCCCCGGAGUCAAAGACAAGCAGCUGACUGUUGACAGACUGCAGAGAGCACUUCCACGACUGGACAUAGACCUGGACCUGGACUGACAGUUCACUGAAGCUUCCUGCUCCAAACAAAUCCCUGACAUGAACUCAUUUUCUGAGUACAAGACCCGAACUGAUGGGAGGACAUCCUGAAGAAGCAGAUUGUAUUUAUAGCUGAAUUUGAUCACUUUUUGUUUGCUUUAAAUAAAGAGUGGUGCAAACAUC